Harmonia axyridis is the source of this 3305-nucleotide messenger RNA. RefSeq names its product facilitated trehalose transporter Tret1-like. Gene Ontology annotation, molecular function: transmembrane transporter activity. Gene Ontology annotation, biological process: transmembrane transport. The transcript has 4 exons. Gene Ontology annotation, cellular component: membrane. The record is from RefSeq and is a predicted model, not a curated record. Lineage: Eukaryota; Metazoa; Arthropoda; Insecta; Coleoptera; Coccinellidae. The coding region runs from base 231 to 1643 and encodes 470 amino acids.
AGUCUUAGACAAAAGUGGUUCAAUUAUAUCAAUAUUUGAUUUUCACAUAAACCUCAUAAUAUCAACAGGUCAAGAAAUUGAUCCAUAUUUAUGAUACAAACUAAUCUUCAAAGUGAACACAAAAAGAAGUAGAGGAAUUAACAUACUUCUACAUAUUCAUGAAAUAGAAGUACACAUUGACUUAUUUGGUAGAAUUUUUCGUAGAUUUUUUUAUUUUUAAAGUUGUUGAAAUGUUCAACAAUUUCAACCUACGAUUAAUCCUUGCAGUUUGCACUGUUAACCUACUAGCCUUUGCUACUGGCAACGUGUACUCAUGGUCCUCAUCAGCAUUGAUAACACUGAAGACACCAGAAGAAUCUCCCUUGGAUCAUGCUGUGACACCUAUGGAAGAAUCAUUGAUUGCCUCUUUGCUCAGCUUGGGCGCCCUAUUUGGACCUCCACUGGCUGGAUUCAGUUCAAACUUGCUAGGAAGGAAGACAACAUUGAUGGUAUUCGCAUUACCAAUGGUUCUGUCAAAUUUGAUAAUCAUAUUUGCAACUGAAACUUCACAUUUUUACAUAGCAAGAGUCUUGACCGGUAUAAGUGCUGGAGGUGUAUAUACUGUAGUACCUAUGUAUGUUGGUGAAAUAUCAGAAACAACGAUACGCGGCUUUUUGGCUGGUUUCAUUGGAAUAUUCUAUUCUUUAGGACUAUUGUUUAAUUAUGUUGUUGGUCCUCUUGUGAGUUUACAAACGCUGAGUAUUAUAAUGAUUGUACCUAUAGUACUAUUCUUGAUUUUUUUCGGUAUGUUCAUACCAGAAAGUCCAUAUUAUUACUUCGCCAAAGGCAGAGACAUUCAAGCCAAAGAGAGCCUGAUGAAAUUGAGAAACACCUUUGAGGAAAAAGAACUAGCUUUUAUCGAAGAAACUCUGAGCAAAUCAAAGACCGAUAUUUCUAUAUCUUCUCUGUUUGGCAAUACUGCAUUUAGAAGAGCCAUAACACUAACCACAACCAUAGUUAUUUUACAACAACUUGUGGGUAUAUCUGCUAUCUUAGCAUAUAUGGAUGACAUUUUCAUAGCUUCUGGAAGUACAAUAUCAUCAUCUACCUCCACCACAAUUGUAGCAGUGAUUCAAGUACUGUCAGUGGUGCUAUCCUCUUGUUUAGCUGAUAAGUUAGGCAGAAGGAUCCUUCUGAUGGUAUCUAACACGUUAUGUGCUUUAUCUCUUUUCCCUCUAGGUUUUUAUUUCUACAUAAAGCACAAUGGAGGUGAUGUUUCUGCUUUGUGGUACCUACCAAUCUUAUGCGUUAUCGGUUUCAUCAUUGGGUACAACUUUGGUUUGUGUACCAUACCUUGGACUCUUUUAGGUGAAUUAUUCACGAACGAAACUAAAGCUAUAGCAUCAUCAGUAACAACUGUUAGUUGUUUCUCUUUUGCAUUUCUUUUCUCAUUCUUGUUUCCACAUUUGAAAGUGCUUAUAGGUUUCAGUGGUGUUUUUUGGUUUUGUGGAUGUAUAGGUAUUAUCCACUUGGUGUUUAUAAGUAUUUUCUUACCUGAAACUAAGGGAAAGAGUUUCGCUGAAAUCCUUGCUUUAUUGGAGGGUAGUGGAUCAGAGAAAGAUACAUAUGAAUCAUUGAAAAUGUCAAAAGUUACGUCGAGUUGAGUCGUUUUGUUAAUAUUUUCAUGCCAAUUGUUGAGAGUGAACAUUACUAUUGCUUAAAUAUAUUUCGAUUUAGGUAUCUGAAUCGAUCAUUGAAUCAGAAUGGAAUCAGAUAGAAUAUGAAUUAAUUUGUGUUUGAUGUGACAGAAUAAGUUUUAUUAUUCUGAUGGUUAAAAUUCGCUCAACAUGUGACUCCUCUUAUCGAUAAAUAAUUCAUGUUGGGUAUCAUUAAGUAAAAAAUAUGUGGGACAGUAAAAAUUAUCCUAAUUAUGAUGUGAAAUAAAGCCAUUUCUGAUAAUUUUAUCGUUUUCUUCAUUUUCCAAUUUUUUAUGAGUGGUGAUAUGUUAAUUCCUUCCUUAUAAAUAUCGUUCAUUUCCCAUUGUAUACAUACCUCCUAUUACCACUAAAAAUGAAAUAUCUUCCGUUAUUUUUGCUUUUUGCUCUAAUAUUCAGCACAUAUCAAGGCUAUGCCGAGGAAGAUGACGAAGAGGAAGACGACGAUGAUGACGUCCGCACCUGCCUUAAGUGCACGACAACUGACCAGAACAGCAACUGCAGAAGAGGAGUGUCAAUAAAUCAGUCAUGUCAAGGGAGAACUUGCUAUGCUUUGCUGUACGUCGAACACAAUAAGGGCAUCUUUGGAAACGAUAUGCCAAAAGCUUGGUGGUAUAGAUCUUGCACCAACUCCACAGAAAAUCUUUGUGAAGGCAGGCCUGCCAGAGAAUGCAGAACUUGCAAUGACAAGGAUAAAUGCAAUUAUAUUGCCCUUGCAACUUACUAUUAAUUUCUCAUGGUCAAAAUUCCAUCUUGAAAAUUUGAUGUAAAUAAGUUAUUUCUUCCAAAAUAACCUUAUUAGCAAUUAGAGAAAAAGUUGAUUCCGAAAAAUGUUAAGAAAUUUGAACAUCAACAAUAAUAAUAAAUGGUAUAUGAAUAAGUUUACUGUUUUCUCCAAUUGAAUCAUUUCAACUGGUUCCAACCUCACUUAUCAAUAAACGAAAUGCUACAUUAAAGGAAACUAGUGAAAGUAGGGAAGAUAUGAUCCUUAUUACUGCAAUAAUUAUACGAGUUAAACUUUUAUCUUCAACUUCUUUCUUCAUUAUUUUCAAUUGCUUUAAUUGGCAUUUUUUUAAUGGAUAUAUUAGCUCGAGUCUAUAAGUAUGGACAGUUAAGCAUAUCUCAAAAAUUUUCAUGAAAAAAUGAGGUUUUCCGCUACAAUACUGCUGAUUUUUGUCAUACUAUUCUGCAUCGAUGUAGGAAUAUCUAAGAAGUGUAAAAAAAAGGGAGUAAUACCACCACCGGAUCAACCACGUACAUGCAUAUGGUGUGAAUCGACUUCCUCUUCCAGUUCUUGUAGAACUGCAUCAUCAACAUCAAUGACAUGCAGAGGAAAAACUUGCUUUGCUCGGCUAUACGUCGAAAAGCUUAGAGGCGUUUUUAAUCAAUUAAUAAUUAAAGAUUGGUGGCUUAGAGGAUGUACCAAUGGUACUGAUCCUUGUGGAGGAAAGAAUUCUAGAACGUGUUAUUUCUGCCAAGGAAAGAAUCUAUGCAACGAUGAUAUUCUUCCUGAAUUCUAAAUUCCACACUUACUUCAAGUUCAUGAUGAUGAUAAAUUAUAGGAAGAAGAUUGAUUUAUUCACAUCUAUGUUAUAAUAAAAUCAGUUCCUU